AUGAAGCGGAUGCAUAGUUCAAGCGGCGGUGGCGGUGGUGAAAGUGAUGUGGGAGUUGGUGAGGAUGACAGCUCUUCACCCCCAAAAUUGAGAAAAGAAUCCGCACUUACUUUGACUCGUACAGCUCCUCGUGGAUUCUUGAGAGAGUAUAGAGCCAGUUUCAUAGACGUGCAGAAGGAUGUUCUUGGCGUUCUCAACGAUCUAUCGCCAGAUCUGUAUGAAACAAUGGUGCACGAGCUAGGCAUCCAGCCGUUCAAAGCUGUACUGGUUCUUUGUGUCACUGUUGAGAAGCCCAAUGCCGCAGGUGCAAUCGUCUACGCCUCUCCAUUUUUCCGAAGCCGGCCUAUGACUGUGCUGAACGUGAGCAACAUUCCAGGUCUACUAACCGCCGCCUUCGACGGGAUCACUGCAAAGGUGGACGCUUGGGUGCAAGGUGGUUCAGGCUGGGCUGUGAGUAAUGUGAAAACUGCACAUCUUGAUAUUUGCAAGUAUCGUCCAAUGCGCAUGUCGUCGUACCUUCCUCUACCUAAAAAGUUAGCUUCGUCAAAGGCCAUCAUCAAUGUGAAGAAUGACGACGAGCAGUGUCUGAAGUGGGCUCUUCUGUCUGCCCUGCAUCCAGCUGUGCAAAAUGCAGAACGUGUGAGCAAAUAUGCGCAGUAUUCGCAGAGUCUCAACUUUGACGGUGUAGAGUUCCCUGCAACCAUAGAUGAUGUGUACAGGGUGGAGAAGGCCAACUCGCUAAACAUCAACGUGUUUGCAUUUGAAGAAAACCACAUCAUUCCCAUAAAGUUAUCAGGUAGUGACAAUGCAAUAAAUCUCCUGAUCCUGCAAGAUGAUCUCCUUAGCCAUUACUGUUGGAUAAAGGACUUAAGCGCUCUAUGUGCCAGCCAGACAAAGUCCCAACACAAGAGGUUCUUCUGCAUGCGAUGCCUCUCCGCACAUCGCAGCGAUACCACUCUGAAGAAGCAUCAACUAUACUGCAGCGAUGUGAAGGAAGCGACAGUCCAGAUGCCAAAAGCAGACGAGCAGCUCAAGUUCACGGACAUACAGCGGAAGAUGAAAAUGCCGUAUGUGAUCUAUGCCGAUACUGAGUGUCUGCUGAAAGCAACGUCUCCAGAGCGCCAUGGGAAGCAAACUGUUCGUGAAGCUGAACACGUGCCAUGCGCAGUAUCGUAUGUCGUCGUACGCUCUGAUGGUGUACUGAAGAACACUUUCAUGUUCAGAGGAGAUGAUCCGAUUGAAAAGCUUUUCGAAGAGCUGUCCAAGGAGGAAGAGCGCAUAGAGGAAGACCUGAAGAACAUACGUCCUAUCAUCAUCACGGAUGAUGGAGAGGUGCAGUUCCGCAAUGCCGCAGAGUGCUGGAUCUGUGGCAAGAAACUGAAGGGUGCUGAUCGAGUGCGCGACCACGACCACCUCACCGGACUGUACAGAGGAGCUGCACACAACGCCUGCAAUUUGAAGUUCCGCAUCGUGCCAGAGCACCAUCCCAUCCCCGUUGUAUUUCACAACCUGAAAGGGUAUGAUGGACAUCUCCUGAUAUCCAGCAUCGGCCUCACGUCCAUGAACACUGAGGAGUACAUUGACAGACAAGGACGGCGUCGAAGCAAGGUGAAGGGGCGUGUUACUGUCAUACCCAACAAUAUGGAGCGGUAUGUGUCAUUCUCGUGGGGGAGAUUCAGAUUCAUUGACAGUCUUUCCUUUCUGAACGCAUCGCUGGACAAGCUAGUGAGCAACACGCCUCGCGACUCGUUCUUUCAUCUCAAGUCCCUGGCUUCGUCGUACAGCAACAACGCCACGGGCAGCAACGUCACGGGUAGCAACGCCACGGGCAGCAGCAGCAGCAGCACCACCACCACCAGCAGCACCACCAGCAGCACCACCAGCAGCACCACCAGCAGCACCAGCAGCAGCAGCAGUGCACCAGGCUCGUCUAGCAAUACCCUGCUGGAUCUCCUGCAUCGCAAAGGUGUCUAUCCCUACGAAUACAUGAACAGCAGCGCUAGGUUUUCCGAGACUGGUCUUCCUGCAAAGGAAGACUUUUACUCACGCCUCUCAGAGUGCCACAUCAGCGAUGAGGACUACUGCCAUGCCCAGCGUGUGUGGACUGCAUUCGGCUGCAGCGACAUGGGCGACUACCAUGAUCUCUAUCUGAAGACCGAUGUGCACCUUCUUGCAGAUGUGUUUGAGAAAUUUAGAUGCACUGCAAUGGCCACGUACGAUUUGGACCCGACACACUACUACACCCUGCCUGGAUUCGCGUGGGACGCCCUUCUGAAACAUACAGGAAUUUCGCUCACUCUGCUGGACGACGUGGACAUGCAUCUGUUCGUCGAGCGCGGUCUUCGUGGCGGUGUUACAAUGGCGUCACACCGCCACGCCAGGGCGAACAACAAGUACAUGAGCUCACACGACCCUGAGCAGGCGUCAACAUAUCUUCAAUUAUUAUUAUGCUCUAUUCGCGUUAGCAUCACGGCUACAUACAACCUUCACCAGGUCCUGCCACUGAGGGCGAUCCUGGGCGAGCUGCUGCAGCCUGUUGCAGUCAUCUCCAUUAUCUAUAUAUAA
Molecule: messenger RNA, 2565 nt
Organism: Sycon ciliatum
Lineage: Eukaryota; Metazoa; Porifera; Calcarea; Leucosolenida; Sycettidae
Exons: 3
Coding region: 1-2565 (854 amino acids)
Molecular function (GO): nucleic acid binding
Source: RefSeq, a predicted model, not a curated record